AUGAUCCGAGGGUCCGGUCUGAAAGGAAUGCUAAUACCCGGAAUGGCAGAACGAACAAUCGUGUCCCUAUUCGCGGACGACACCUCAGUAGUUCUCAGCCACGAAGACAAAUUCGAAGACCUGACCCAGAUACUGGAUACGUGGUGCGUGGCCUCCGGCGCAAAGUUCAAUGUUGCCAAGACGGCAAUCAUCCCCCUCGGCCCGAAGGAAUACCGAGACCAACUUAUCGAGACGCGAAAACUUGAUGACUCGCACGAGAGUAUUCCCGCCGGGAUCAGCAUAUCCAAAGAUGGAACGGCGAUACGUUUCCUAGGCGCAUGGAUAGGUAAUGAGAUUGACGACGCGACCCCCUGGGGGCCGGUGAUUGAGAAAAUAGACGCAGCCCUAACGCGCUGGGAACGGGGCCACCCAACGCUAGAAGGCAGACGUCUGAUAACCCAAAUGGUUGUAGGCGGCAUGACACAGUACCUUACGAAGGUCCAAGGCAUGCCCAAGGACGUCGAAACACACCUGUCCAAGAAAAUACAGAGCUUCGUAUGGAACGGGCAGAGGACGCCCCCCAGCGUAUCUAGACCUAAGCCCCCGGCGCCCGAAGUGGACGUUUAUGGCUGA
Punctularia strigosozonata HHB-11173 SS5 is the source of this 612-nucleotide messenger RNA. RefSeq lists its product as uncharacterized. Lineage: Eukaryota; Fungi; Basidiomycota; Agaricomycetes; Corticiales; Punctulariaceae. The coding region runs from base 1 to 612 and encodes 203 amino acids. The transcript is spliced from 2 exons. The record is from RefSeq and is a predicted model, not a curated record.